Molecule: messenger RNA, 801 nt
Organism: Pieris macdunnoughi
Lineage: Eukaryota; Metazoa; Arthropoda; Insecta; Lepidoptera; Pieridae
Source: the annotation of a GenBank genome assembly
AUGUAUACUUUAGUGGAGCAAGUAUUCUCUGAAGAGUCUGACGAGGGAGGCGGCGUUGAUGAGACAGCGCCCCCGAAAUCGGCACGCGGGCCAGAUAUCGAAUUCCCAUUGAAGAGAAAAGAUAUUGACUUGCUGAUUGAGGCGUUCCGAAAGAAAAAGCAUCGCUUGCACCCGAAGCACGUCGCUCAAAUAUUGAAAGAGGCCUCGCAGACUUUGAAACGGUUGCCCAAUAUCAAUGUUGCUACCACCUCGAUAUCCAGUCAGAUUACAAUCUGUGGCGAUUUGCAUGGAAAACUGGAUGACUUGCUGGUUAUAUUCCAUAAGAAUGGUCUACCAUCUCCUGAGAAUCCAUAUAUUUUCAACGGUGACUUCGUGGAUAGGGGAAAGAAGAGUUUGGAAGUGCUGCUCCUGCUUUUGUCAUGUAUGUUGGCAUUUCCUGGAGGAGUUUACCUCAACCGGGGUAAUCAUGAGGAUCUCAUUAUGAAUGCUAGAUACGGCUUCAUAAGAGAAGUUCAUCAGAAAUAUAAGCACAACGCUGAGCGUCUCCUCAAACUAAUUGAGAACGUGUACCGCUGGCUGCCUCUGGGAACCAUUAUCAACAAUCGUGUGUUCGUAGUCCACGGAGGAAUCUCUGAUACCACAGAUCUGGAUAUGGUGAAGAGCCUUGAACGUGAUAAGUACGCGUCAUUGCUGCGACCACCAGUGGCUGAGGGCGCGGCUCCAGGUGCCGAAACCAUUGAUAAGGUGGAGUGGAAACAGGUAUGUAUUACACAUAAAAUUAUUAUUCCUGUAAUAAAAUGA